Messenger RNA from Lemur catta (Ring-tailed lemur), 948 nucleotides. RefSeq names its product putative olfactory receptor 2W6. The record is from RefSeq and is a predicted model, not a curated record. NCBI's taxonomy places the organism in Eukaryota, Metazoa, Chordata, Mammalia, Primates, Lemuridae. Bases 4 to 948 code for a protein of 314 amino acids. The transcript has a single exon. Gene Ontology annotation, biological process: G protein-coupled receptor signaling pathway. Gene Ontology annotation, molecular function: G protein-coupled receptor activity; olfactory receptor activity. Gene Ontology annotation, cellular component: membrane.
AUUAUGGGAAGGGACAAUGACAGCUACCUGCAGGCUUUCAUCCUGGUGGGCUUUUCCGACCGACCGCGACUGGAGAUAAUUCUCUUUGCUUUCGUCUUGGCCUUCUACAUCCUGACCUUGGUGGGAAACGCUGCCAUCAUCCUCCUGUCGAUCAUGGACGCCAGACUCCACACGCCCAUGUACUUCUUCCUUGGGAACCUGUCCUUCCUGGACCUCUGCUUCACAACAAGCAUUGUCCCUCAGCUGCUGUGGAACCUUUGGGGCCCGGAGAAGACCAUCACCUACCACGGCUGUGUGGCCCAACUCUACAUCUACAUGGUGUUGGGCUCCACGGAGUGCGUCCUCCUGGCUGUCAUGUCCUAUGACCGCUAUGUGGCCGUCUGCCGGCCCCUGCACUACACCGUGGUCAUGCACCCACGCCUCUGCCUGCAGCUGGUGACCGUGGCCUGGUGCUGUGGCUUCCUAAACUCCUUUGUCAUGUGUCCUCAGACGAUGCAACUCUCCCGGUGUGGGCGUCACCGGGUGGAGCACUUCCUGUGUGAGAUGCCUGCCCUCAUCGCCAUGUCCUGUGAAGACACCAUGCUGGUGCAGGCGUUCGCCUUUGUCCUGGGGGUUGCCCUCCUCCUGGUGCCCCUCUCCCUUAUCCUCCUCUCCUAUGGCAUGAUCACUGUCACCGUGCUGAGGAUCAGGUCAGCAGCAGGGCGCAAGAAGGCCUUCAACACCUGCUCUUCUCACCUAACGGUGGUCUCCCUCUUCUACGGCACCAUCAUCUACAUGUACCUGCAGCCAGCGAACAGCUACUCCCAAGACCAGGGGAAGUUCCUCACUCUCUUCUACACCAUCGUCACGCCCAGUGUCAACCCCCUCAUUUACACUCUGAGGAACAAGAAUGUGAAGGGAGCAAUGAAGAAACUUCUGGGGUGGGAGAAGGGGGCUGGGGAAGCCUAA